AUGGAUACACAUUUGACAGGAGAGAAGGACUCGGAAGAUCUCACGACCAGCCUCCCCGACAUCAGCCAGACCGAAUUACCCCUAGAAAAAUGGAUCACCGGCUGGAAGUUGACAGCUGUCUUUACAGGCAUCACCGUUGUGAGCUUCUUGAUGCUGCUCGAUAUGUCUAUAAUCUCAACGGCCAUCCCUAGAAUCACCAGUGAUUUCCACUCUCUCGAAGAUGUGGGCUGGUACGGCAGUUCGUAUCAGUUGGCCAGUGCUGCUCUACAGCCAUUGGCUGGCAAACUCUAUGCCAAUUUCAACUCGAAAUGGACUUUCUUUACGUUCUUCACCGUUUUCGAACUGGGGUCCCUUCUCUGCGGUCUCGCUACCUCAUCCAAGAUGUUGAUCGUUGCACGUGCUGUGGCCGGCAUCGGAGGUGCUGGCAUUCAGACAGGCGCUUUCACCAUCAUCGCCAACUCAGUUCCCAUGAGCAAAAGGCCUUCAUUGAUCGGAAUGUCUAUGGGCAUAGCGCAGAUGGGACUGGUGAUAGGUCCCUUGCUUGGGGGUGCAUUGACUGAGUUUUCGACCUGGCGCUGGUGCUUCUACAUCAAUUUACCCAUUGGAGGAGUUGUCGCGGCCUUGAUUGCUUUCAUCGACAUUCCAGAGCAGCUGCACAAGCCUGCAGCGUUGACAGUUGCUCGCUCGAUCCACCGACAGUUGGACCUUGUUGGUUUCAUCUUGUUCGCCCCAGCUGCGAUUCAAUUGCUUCUAGCGUUGCAAUACGGGGGCAACGAGUACCCCUGGAGUAGCCCUACCCUCAUUGGUUUGUUCUGCGGUGCAGGCUGCACCUUCAUCGUCUUUCUUGUUUGGGAGUACCUCAAAGGCACAGAUGCGAUGAUUCCAUUCAAGAUCCUGUCGAAUCGGGUGGUAUAUUGCAGCUGUCUGAAUUUCGGAUUCCUGAUGAGUCUAAUCAUCUGCAAAGACUACUACGUUCCAAUCUACUUCCAGGCAGUCAAGGGGGCCUCCCCCCUGUUCAGUGGCUUAUUCCGUCUGCCCACUAUGGUACCGCAACUGCUUGCAGCGCUCUCCGUGGGCAUGCUCGUCGAAUGGCAGGGCUAUUACCUGCCAUACGUUCUCAUCAGCUCCAUCUUCAAUGGCGUCUCAAGUGGUUUGAUGGCUACUUUCAUGCCAGACACACCCAUUGGCAAAUGGGCUGGGUACCAGGUAUUGGCAGGUGUGGGCGAAGCCAGCGCGUCUCAGCCUGUUGUUGCCGUGCAAAGCACGCUCCCGCCCCCCGAGGUACCUAUUGCAAUGGGCUUGCUAACGUUCAGCUCAACCCUGGGGGCAUCUCUCUUCCUAAGCUUCUCGCAGACCAUUCAAAAUACAGGUUUGAGGGAAUUGCUGCCGCGAUAUGCACCACAUGUCAGCGCCCAAGAGGUGCUUACAGCUGGAGCAACUGGAUUUCGGAGUGUCGUAUCGGUCGCGGAUCUCCAUGGGGUCCUCCUAGCGUACUCGAAGACCAUCGACCGCGUAUUCUACCUCUGUGCGGGUUGCUCCUGCGUGUGCUUCGUGGUUGCAUGGGGUAUGGGAUGGGGUAGUAUCCGGUCUGAGAGGAAACAAGAAGAAGCAUCGAGAUCGUCGGUGGAGACAGCCUAA
Molecule: messenger RNA, 1638 nt
Organism: Aspergillus fijiensis CBS 313.89
Lineage: Eukaryota; Fungi; Ascomycota; Eurotiomycetes; Eurotiales; Aspergillaceae
Product: MDR family MFS transporter
Exons: 9
Coding region: 1-1638 (545 amino acids)
Biological process (GO): transmembrane transport
Molecular function (GO): transmembrane transporter activity
Source: RefSeq, a predicted model, not a curated record